Messenger RNA from Felis catus (domestic cat), 6349 nucleotides. RefSeq names its product erythrocyte membrane protein band 4.1 (gene EPB41). NCBI's taxonomy places the organism in Eukaryota, Metazoa, Chordata, Mammalia, Carnivora, Felidae. Gene Ontology annotation, biological process: cortical actin cytoskeleton organization. The record is from RefSeq and is a predicted model, not a curated record. Bases 238 to 3282 code for a protein of 1014 amino acids. Gene Ontology annotation, molecular function: actin binding; structural molecule activity. The transcript has 22 exons. Gene Ontology annotation, cellular component: plasma membrane; cytoskeleton.
CUCGCCUCACGGAGGGAAGGCGGGAGGGCGCGCGCCGGGGCCGCCUGCUCGUUCACUCGCUCGCUCGCUCCCUCCCUCCGCCGGUGGGUUAGUCAGUCAGUCAGUCCGCCAGCAGCCGGCGGGCCCGCGAGCCGCAGAGGGCCCGAGUCUCGGCGCCGGCGCCUUCUCCUGCUAUUGUUCGUCGGGCGGCUGCAGCGGCGGGCUCGGGAGCCCGGGCCCCCGGGCCACCGCAACAUUAUGACAACAGAGAAGAGUUUAGUGGCUGAGGCUGAAAAUUCACAGCACCAACAACAGAAGGAAGAAGGUGAGGGAGCCACAAAUUCCGGCCAACAAGAAACUCAGCUGGAGGAGCCUUCUCAAGAGGCAGCUGAAGGAGAUAAUCAGUGUGAACAGAAGCUGAAAACAUCUAAUGGAGAUACUCCUACACAUGAAGACUUAACCAAGAACAAGGAACGGACCUCAGAAAACAGGGGCUUAUCACGGCUGUUCUCCUCGUUUCUCAAAAGGCCUAAGUCUCAGGUGUCUGAGGAAGAAGGCAAAGAAGUAGAGUCAGCUAAAGAGAAAUGUGAAGGAGGUCAGAAAGAGAUAGAAUUUGGAACCGGCCUUGAUGAAGAGAUCAUUUUAAAGGCCCCAAUUGCAGCUCCUGAACCUGAACUCAAAACAGACCCAUCCUUGGAUCUUCAUUCAUUAAGCAGUGCAGAAACACAGCCUGCCCAGGAAGAACACAGAGAAGACCCAGAUUUUGAAACUAAAGAAGGAGGAGGACUUGAAGAGUGCUGUAAAAUAGAAGUGAAAGAAGAAAGUCCUGAAUCAAAAGCAGAAAGAGAAUUAAAAACUUCCCAGAAAUCAAUCAGAAGACACAGAAACAUGCAUUGCAAGGUUUCUUUGUUGGAUGACACAGUUUACGAAUGUGUUGUGGAGAAACAUGCUAAGGGACAGGAUUUGCUUAAACGAGUGUGUGAGCACCUCAAUCUUUUGGAAGAGGACUACUUCGGACUAGCCGUUUGGGAUAAUGCAACCUCUAAGACAUGGCUGGAUUCUGCCAAAGAAAUAAAAAAGCAGGUUCGUGGUGUCCCCUGGAAUUUCACCUUUAAUGUCAAGUUUUAUCCACCUGACCCAGCACAGUUAACAGAAGAUAUAACAAGGUAUUAUUUAUGCCUCCAGCUUCGACAGGACAUAGUUGCAGGACGUCUGCCCUGUUCCUUUGCAACCUUAGCGCUAUUAGGUUCUUACACCAUCCAGUCUGAGCUGGGAGACUAUGACCCAGAACUUCAUGGUGCGGAUUAUGUUAGUGAUUUUAAACUGGCCCCAAAUCAGACCAAGGAACUUGAAGAGAAGGUCAUGGAACUGCAUAAGUCAUACAGGUCCAUGACUCCAGCUCAAGCUGACCUGGAAUUUCUUGAGAAUGCCAAAAAGUUGUCUAUGUAUGGUGUUGACCUUCAUAAAGCAAAGGACUUGGAGGGAGUGGAUAUCAUCCUAGGUGUCUGCUCUAGUGGCCUUCUGGUUUAUAAAGAUAAGCUGAGAAUUAACCGCUUUCCUUGGCCCAAAGUGCUGAAGAUUUCUUACAAACGUAGCAGCUUUUUCAUCAAGAUUCGACCUGGAGAGCAAGAGCAAUAUGAAAGUACCAUUGGAUUCAAACUUCCCAGUUACCGAGCAGCUAAGAAAUUAUGGAAAGUCUGUGUAGAGCAUCACACAUUUUUCAGACUGACAUCUACAGACACCAUUCCUAAAAGCAAAUUUCUUGCCCUGGGAUCCAAAUUUCGAUACAGUGGCCGGACUCAGGCUCAGACCAGGCAAGCUAGUGCUCUGAUUGACAGGCCUGCUCCACACUUUGAGCGUACAGCAAGCAAACGGGCAUCCCGAAGCCUUGAUGGAGCAGCGGCUGUUGAUUCAGACAGAAGUCCUCGGCCCACUUCUGCACCAGCCAUUGCUCAGAGUCAGGUCACAGAAGGCAGUGUUCCAGAUGCAUCUGUCAAAAAAACAGUGGUCUCUAAAGCACAGAAGGAAACAGUGAAGUUCGAAGUGAAAAAGGAAGAAGAGCCACCAGAGCAAGCUGAGCCAGAGCCCACAGAAGUGUGGAAGGUGGAAAAAACCCACAUCGAGGUCACAGUACCUACCUCAAAUGGUGACCAAACACAGAAGCUUGCAGAAAAAACGGAAGAUCUGAUAAGAAUGAGGAAGAAAAAGAGAGAGAGACUAGAUGGUGAAAACAUUUAUAUCAGACAUAGCAAUUUAAUGUUGGAGGAUUUAGACAAAAGUCAAGAAGAGAUAAAAAAACAUCAUGCCAGCAUCAGUGAGCUGAAAAAGAACUUUAUGGAAUCUGUACCAGAACCACGGCCUAGUGAAUGGGAUAAACGCUUAUCCACUCACUCCCCAUUCCGAACACUUAACAUCAAUGGGCAGCUUCCCACAGGAGAAGGAAAUAUAAACGGCAUUCGCACAGAGGAGGUGGCUGCCGUGACAAAGGGGCCAUCUACCAGCCCUGACUCUGAAUGGGAUGGUCCCAAGCAUUCACUAAUUCCUAGUAAGAGCCAAAUGACCACCCCGUCGGAGUCUCCACAAAGCUUUGAGUUUGGCUCCCUCUCCAUAAGCAGCAAGGAGACAGAAGAGAAGGAGCAGGGAGCAGCUGGCUAUCUUGAUAUUAAGGAAAUGCCGGGAGGCUCAAGUGGGGAAUGUAUAGGAGUGGAGGAACAGGCCGGUGUCUUACAGUUCUCAGUAUCACCAGCUUCCUCUCAGCUGCAACUUGGUGAAAAAAAGGCAGAGAGUAGUGAAGAACAUGUUACACCAGGAGAGCCACUUGGAAAGCACAAUGGAUCAUUUCUUGACUCUCGUGUGGGUAACCAGUUCCCCACCCUCAUUCGAAGUUUCCAGCCUCCCCUGGUGAAGACUCAGACUGUCACCAUCUCAGAUACUGCCAGUGCUUUGAAAAGCGAAAUCCCAACCAAAGAUGUCCCUAUUGUUCACACUGAGACCAAGACCAUCACUUACGAGGCUGCCCAGACUGAUGAUAGCAACGGAGACCUGGACCCAGGAGUCUUGCUAACAGCUCAAACCAUCACAUCUGAGACCACAAGCAGUACAACCACAACUCAGAUUACCAAGACUGUAAAAGGUGGGAUUUCAGAGACGCGGAUUGAGAAGAGAAUUGUGAUCACAGGAGAUGCCGAUAUUGACCAUGAUCAGGUCCUCGUACAGGCCAUCAAGGAGGCAAAGGAGCAGCACCCAGACAUGUCAGUGACCAAGGUGGUCGUCCAUCAGGAGACCGAAAUCUCUGAGGAAUGAGCUCAGGAACUAUCCUACCCCAACUCCCCGCCUGUCUCCCAUCCAAGAGAAAACCAGCAAAAUGAUAAAGAAGCUUUCCUGCAAUAGUCAGACACCAGACUUUGAAAACUACUCUAAACCGCCAGAAAAUUUCACUUUCUAUUUGGAAUUUAUACCAAGAGAGUCUUCUAGACAUCACUGGUUCUUUUAAUACUUUUUCUACAUUGUGAUACCAGAAAUUGUUCAACUUUUCACUCUAUGGACUGUUUUUAAAGAGCUUUUUGGUUUUUUUAUGGGGUGGUUUGUAACCCCUUUAACCUAGCCUCUCUCCAUUUAUUUCCAACCCAGAUCCUGACAGGUCCACAGAAUUCUUGGGGAAAUCCUCCAGAGAUUCUGUCAGCUGUGUUGGGGGCCAAAGCCAGCUUAAUGGGGCUUUCCUGCUCGUCCCCUAGUUUUAUACCCUUUGGAUGUCAGCAGAAACUUCAUUCACCAGCCCUUUCUCAGAGCCAAUGAUGUGACUUUACCAUGUGAGGCAGGGCAGCUGUCCUGAUCCACAGGCCCCAGGAAAACGUCCCUGUCCCUUUGUUGAGGGUGGUUUCAGUGAGGCAGAGAUCUCUGCUAAGAAUGUAGUAUUGUUUUUCCUUCUUUCCUCCUAUUCUUUCUUUUGGGAGCUUCUUUAGAUCAAAGACAUAAGAAGUGGUUUCAUAUCUAUCUGAUACUGUGAAUGUUUGAACAUAUCCGUGGCCUUCACCUUCCUGCCCUCCCUCCCCUUUUACCUCAUCAGAAGCAGUGGCUCUGCUAAGUGCUCCCCCCACUUCCCAUCUCAGGAGACCAAAACUCACAGAAAAAUAGGCACUUUUGGCCAGAAGCUCCAAUGGCACAUUUUUAGUGGCGAUUUAGGCAAGGAGAAAGUUAAUGAGGUUUUAAAAAAGGUUUUCUAGUUCUGGGAAUGUGCACUUCACACAGGGGAAUGGUGGGGUUUACCUCAGUCAGAUCUUGCUAAGAAGUAUUUCCAGGUGACCAACGCUGGGCCUCUUUCUGUAAUCCUGGGAUGACAGGGAAUGCGACUCAGAGAGGAGGUCUUGUCCCUUGUCCUUUCUUCUCCUGACUGGUACCUGCCUGCAGACACCCUUCUGGAGCAAGGGAAUUGACUUUCAGGGGCCAUCCUUCCCACAAAACCCUGCACGACAAGGGGAACAAACACCAGCCCUGCUCGUUCCCACUCGCCAUCUGAGGCCUGUCAGGUUUUAUAGGCUUGAUUUUUGUGGUGGGUUGUGGGUUUAUUUUACUUUUACUUUUUUCUUGUUGUUGCUGUUCGUUUGGUUUUGAAGAUGGGACUGACUGAUGUGCCCAAUUCCACCAUUCCUGGUACGUCUGGGGGCAUUUUUAUUUAAUAGCACUUCUCGAAUCUUCCAGCUUGCUCCCACAAACACAUCUGCCCGGAAGUUCUUGGCAUCUUAUUCUGGGACAGAAGUGAACCUCAUGAGAUAGACAGCAGAUCACAGUCAGCAGUCUCGGGGGGCUCCGGAGCAGUGAGAGACGUCGAAAACCCCUGCUCCCCACUGUGGGAGGCAGCCACCUGUGUCCAAAUCCUCUUCUGGCUGAGUCUUGUUUUAGGCAAACGCAGCUGGUUUGAACUGAUUGCAGACGUGUGCAUUUUCCUUUAGUACUUAUGUGAGAAUAUUACUAGCCGAGAGGCAGCUCUCUCUGGAGAGGGAUGAAGAGCUCAGGUAGGGUAUAUGACAGGCCUGCGGAGACAGGACUGUCCUGUCUCAGGAGCAGACUUCCAGCCCGUGGGCACAGGGUCUGAAACGAUGGGGCUCUCUUGGUGGUACCCGUGCCCAGGCUGCGUCGCCAGGAGUGGUGGUGAGGUUAGGAAUCCAGCUCACAUCAGAAGGCGUGUAACGUGAGCUCCCUUGCCCGUGGCCAGCUGUCCUGUUGAAAGAGCUGCCAGCUUCCCAGGCUGCCAGCUGUGGAAUGAAGAGGGUCGGGGUAAGGAAGAGGGCACAGGGUGAGCAUCAGCGGCCUGGCAUGCCGGGUUCUCCACUGCCUGCACUGAUGCGGCAGCUUUCACCGCACAGGACCUAUGACAGGGGCCCACGCUUCCCCUCGGCUCUGUCACCCGCUCACAGUGCUUCUCCUCCCGCUUCCUUAACUAUAAAUUGGACCAGAAGAUCGCGAAUGCCCUUCCAGCACUGAGAAGCCACGAUUUGGACAAGCUAGGCAGAAGGUGUCCUUCCAAGCCUCUCUCCCUAUCCUGCCUCUCUGGUAACAGAUCUGAGGGUUCGACAGUUGUUUGGAUUUUAUUUCUUCCUGCAGUUGUGUGUGCAUUUGUGUGUGUGUGUGUGUGAAGAAAAACAGAUUCUGUCCAGGUGGAAAUGGUGAAGAGGGGAGGGGAGAGUUUCAUUUCCAGGGUCAGAGACUUGGCAGCAAUUUCCCUAAAGUGACUCAGACACACCACAGUAACAAUUCUCGCUGCAGUUUUAUUUUUAUUUCACUUGAGAAGUAAAGACUUCCUCCAAGCCACAUGAGGUCUCUGUCACCCACCCACCACCCACCCACCCACCAAGCAGGACCUAAAUUUCCAAGCCGAGGGCCCGAAGAACCUGGCCACAGGGACCUUCCAGGGCCUCUUUGCCCUCCGGCCCAGGCCUCCCCAUCGCAUGUUCUGCAGGGCGGUGGAGGGGGGGGAGGGGACAACCGUCUGCCCUGGGAAGUGGAGCCAGAGCUAUGGCCUGACCAACACCACAGAAUGCCCACUGCUCGUGGAAAUACCCGCCCAGGAUCUCAGCCCCCGGCUGGCUGUUUUUACAGAUCUCUCUCAAAUGUAUUAUUUUGGUGACAAAAAUGAAGGAGCUUUGUAAAUUUUUUUAAAAUUAUGAAUCAUAUCAAGUAGUUGUUUACAUUUCUUGACAAAUAGGAACUAUGGCAGCAGAAUCAAAUUGGCAAAAUCUCUAGAGUAAAAAGGCAAUAAUUAGGUCUGCUGUUUUGGCCUUUUGUAGUAAGAGAAGUGGUGUAGUGCUUAGAUUCGUGUUUGGUCUUGCUUCUUGUAUUGCAUUUUUCAAUAAACUUACAAAAAAAAAAAAAA